Messenger RNA from Trypanosoma conorhini, 1212 nucleotides. Its product is annotated as organic solute carrier partner 1. NCBI's taxonomy places the organism in Eukaryota, Euglenozoa, Kinetoplastea, Trypanosomatida, Trypanosomatidae. The record is from RefSeq and is a predicted model, not a curated record. The transcript has a single exon. Gene Ontology annotation, cellular component: plasma membrane; cytoplasm. The coding region runs from base 1 to 1212 and encodes 403 amino acids. Gene Ontology annotation, biological process: transport.
AUGACGGCUGGCGCACUGCCGUUUCUGAUUCUCGGCUGCGGGGCGGAGAUGGGCUUCAUUCUCCACACCCGCCUCAUUGCCCAGAAGGUUGAGCAGGAAAAGGCCGAGAUGGUGAUGAAUGAUGUCGUGACGCAUAUGUUUAGUCCAGAGUUCCUGGCAGAGCUCUUCCGCCCACAGCCGCUCUACUCCUACGCGGCGGUGAAGGAGGUAUUCAAGUCGUUGGCAGAAACGUCCAUUAUGCACCUCUCUCCCGUGUCCAUGAACAAGCUGUUUGAGCUGAUGGCAAUGGGGAUGAAGUACCAGCUCUUCACCCUGCGCCAUCCGCUGGAACUGGUGGAGAUGACGUGGACACACCUGGAGGAGCUGGAGCGACUCCUUACGCCGCUGGCCCAGGCGAGGCUUUGCCCCGUCUUUGUCAUGCUGGAGGCUUUCUGCAGCCAGCUCUCGCAUGGAGACCUGGCGGAGAUUCGUAAGGAGCUACUGAACUUCUUUGUCGGCCGCAACACGCUCAUCUCGGUGCUCAUCAACGAGGGCAUGCAAUCGAAAACUGGGCAGUUUUUCUUGCCUGCAGACUACGCCCUUCCACCGCUCUCCGCCUGCGAGCCGCCUGGCAGCAUCCGUUACUUCAAAGGCGGGAAACUGGAAGCGUCAACGGUGUUUGAGCAUCAAGACGCCGCACUACGCCACCCGCCGUCGGUGCCGCCUGGCACCUGGGACCCGAUGAACCCAGCAACGCGGAUGACGAAGAAUGGGACAAAUAUGUACGCCCCAAGUCAGCACGCGGACUCGACGCAUACGGAAGCAAAGAUAUCGCCAUUGCCUUCGACGACCACGAGGACGACGUCGCCCGCGGCGGCCCCGUCGCCGGAGACCACGAGUGCGGUGACGGGAGAGUUGAACCAUUUAUCGCGGCUUGUGGGAUGUGGGCAGCCUGCCCCGCAGCAAACGUUUAAGCUGAGCCUCUUUGACGACAUGGACGAGGAUGGUUUGGAUGGCCGUGGAGCCGGCGCGAGAGUGGGUGGGGGCGCCGCGGGGACGUCGGGGGGCCCACCGGCGUCUUCCACGAGGCCUUUGACGCGGAUGACCAAAACCGAUGUGGAGUCGCAAAACAAGGAGUUGUUUAAUAUUAUGGACGGCCUGCGUGUGGACAGUGCAACUGUGCAGCUCUCGGCGAAGGGCGGCGAUUUGUUGGAAAUUAUGGAUGAGGAUUGA